Messenger RNA from Brassica rapa (field mustard), 1366 nucleotides. RefSeq names its product thiamine thiazole synthase, chloroplastic. Gene Ontology annotation, biological process: thiamine biosynthetic process. Lineage: Eukaryota; Viridiplantae; Streptophyta; Magnoliopsida; Brassicales; Brassicaceae. The record is from RefSeq and is a predicted model, not a curated record.
AGUUUCACUUCACCAUCUUCAUCAUCUCUCAAAAACCUAAUCGUUCUCUCUCUCUCAAAUGGCGGCCAUGACUUCUACUCUCUCCAUCUCUUCCACCAAGCCACAGAGGCUUUUCGACUCCUCUUUCCAUGGCUCAUCCAUCUCCGCGGCUCCUGUCUCCGUUGGUCUCAAACCACGUUCGGUUUCUGCCGUCUCCGUUCGCGCCAGUACCGCUGGUUACGAUCUUAAUGCCUUCACGUUCGCUCCUAUCAAGGAAUCGAUCGUGUCUCGCGAGAUGACGAGGAGGUACAUGACGGAUAUGAUCACUUACGCCGAGACUGACGUCGUCGUCGUUGGUGCUGGUUCCGCUGGAUUAUCAUGCGCUUACGAGAUCAGUAAGAACCCUAACGUUCAGGUUGCGAUCAUCGAACAAUCUGUUAGUCCCGGUGGUGGCGCGUGGCUCGGUGGUCAGCUUUUCUCCGCCAUGAUUGUGCGCAAACCAGCUCACCUGUUCCUUGACGAGAUCGGUGUACCCUACGAUGAGCAAGACAACUACGUCGUGAUCAAGCACGCCGCUCUCUUCACAUCCACCAUCAUGAGCAAGCUCUUGGCUCGUCCUAACGUGAAGCUCUUCAACGCGGUCGCAGCCGAGGAUCUGAUUGUGAAAGGAAACAGAGUCGGUGGUGUGGUGACAAACUGGGCUCUUGUGUCGAUGAACCACGACACACAGUCUUGCAUGGACCCUAACGUCAUGGAGGCCAAGAUUGUCGUCAGCUCGUGUGGUCACGAUGGUCCUUUUGGAGCCACCGGUGUGAAGAGGUUGAAGAGCAUUGGGUUGAUCGAUCAUGUUCCUGGAAUGAAGGCUCUUGACAUGAACACAGCUGAAGACGCGAUUGUGAGAUUGACUAGGGAGGUUGUUCCCGGUAUGAUCGUGACCGGUAUGGAAGUCGCAGAGAUCGAUGGCGCACCAAGAAUGGGACCAACAUUCGGAGCUAUGAUGAUAUCGGGACAGAAGGCGGCACAUCUUGCUCUGAAAGCUUUGGGACAGCCUAAUGUUUUGGAUGGAUCCUACGUUGGAAACCUAAGCCCUGAGCUGGUCUUAGCUGCUGCUGAUUCAGCUGAAACCGUAGAUGUUUAAGGAAAAAUGUUUUUUUUUUUUUUAAUGCAAGAAAAAUUUCACUUGAUCCUUUCUGAUGUGGAAGGAGUUGCAAUAAAGGAGGAGUUUAGGUGUUUGUUAUGUAAUGAACUUUUCCGUGUCUUUUGUUUCUUCUGAAUGAAAACGUUUCUUCAGUGUAAAAUUGCGUUAGUUAUCUUCUUCAUUCGUGUAAUGUGUGUUCUUCUUCUCUGAUCUGGCUGGAUUUAUUAGUUUCGAUCUCGUUCACCUUUA